GGCCAAAAGAAGAAACAGAAAAACAACAUGGAUAGUUUCAUCAUCCACAACACAAAAAGAAACUGUGCAGCUCCUCAAUGGCUUAUAAAUACCAUGCUACCAAGUCAGCUUUUGUCCACAAACAAAACCAUCUUAGCCACUCUUAACUAUCCACCAUAUAUGGCUAUGACAAUGAGGUAGGUUCAAUUACUGAUGAUGACCAUAUUAGUUCUUGCUCUGGCCACCUCCAAAAGGGUCUUGGCAAGUGAUCCGGAUAUCCUUUCAGACUUUUUACUCCCACAAAACAGCUCAACAGUUGAUGCUAGUUUUUUUACAUUCACUGGAUUUCGCGGAAUAUUUGAUCAAGCACCCAAAACCUUGAAGACAACAAAAGCCAGCAUGGUUGAGUUUCCUGCUCUCAAUGGCCAGAGUGUGUCAUACGCGGUGCUUCAAUUGCCUCCACAGACACUCUUCCCACCUCAUACUCGCCCUGAUGCAACUGGACUUCUGUUCCUUUUGGAUGGUUCCUUGGAAGUAGGCCUAAUAGACACAACAAUGAAUCUGUAUACUCAAAAGCUUCAGGCAGGAGAUAUGUUUGUAUUUCCCAAGGGAUUAAUACAUUAUCAGUAUAACACUGAUUCUCAAUUGCCAGCCACCGCCAUUGCAGCAUUCGGAAGUGCAAGUGCUAGAGCAGUUGCGGUGCCACCUUCUGUUUUUGCUUCAGGUAUUGACGAUGUCAUCCUUGCCAAAUCCUUCAAGACAGAUGUUGAUACUAUUAAGAAGAUUAAGGCUGGCCUCUCUAGCUAAAUUAGCUACCUGCGGAAUGAUUCAAGACUCCAAUAACUAAUUCAUGUUGUUUUCUCUAACAUGCAAAGCUGGAUUUGUUUAAUUACUCUAAUGUUGUUUACUUGAUUAUUGCCGUUUCUUUUUGUUUCAAUGUGUAUGGAUUCAUGUUACUUUUGUCUUAAUCUAUUUCUUAAUAAAAUAUAUCUAUUCAUUGAUAAGAUCUUAGCUUCUAUAUAUGAUCAACAAAACUAACAGAAUUACUAGCUAGGUAUUCUAAAC
This is a messenger RNA of Rosa rugosa (rugosa rose), 1044 nucleotides long. RefSeq names its product germin-like protein 9-3. The transcript has a single exon. Gene Ontology annotation, molecular function: manganese ion binding. The record is from RefSeq and is a predicted model, not a curated record. Bases 193 to 786 code for a protein of 197 amino acids. NCBI's taxonomy places the organism in Eukaryota, Viridiplantae, Streptophyta, Magnoliopsida, Rosales, Rosaceae. Gene Ontology annotation, cellular component: cell wall.